CGAAGGACAGGAUGGUCCCCGAUGUCUAGACUAGACGUAGGGAUUUCUCUCACAUUUCGACAACUAUCUCGGUGAUGGCGUGCUUCCAUCAGGGAUGGAGAAUUUUUAUUCAACAGGGAAUAAAAGUGUCAAAUUAUCCAGACGCGUUGAUGUCUCCCUCACUUUUUUCUCAUUUCCAUUACCAUUACCUAUUCUACAACAUCUAUCCAUCCUUCUCAUCCAUUUUGAGAAGCGUCUAUAUCGUAUUGGUGAAUAGAGAAUUGAAUUCUUAGCUGCAUUCAAAGUAUCCACCAUGUCGAACAAGACUUACACCUCACAAGAAUUGGGUAUCCACGGGACGCCGUCUCAAACUUCAUUGGAUAAUCCGGGAAAACCAGAUAUCGCAAAUGGAGAGGUAGUUCAUUCGGCUUCAGGUCAUCUGGAUGCCGUUUAUGGUGUCGGUGGGGUGGGACAUACACAGAGAAGAUUGAAGGCUAGACAUGUUACCUUUAUCGGUUUUGGUGGUGGUAUUGGUACGGGUCUUUUCAUCGGUACUGGUGCAGCUUUAGCAAAUGCUGGUCCUUUGGGUUUGCUAUUGGCUUACAGUGUUGUCGGUCUUCUUCUUUGGUGUGUAAUGGAGUCAAUUGGUGAACUGGCCACUCUGUUCCCAACUGCUGGAUCUUUCCCCCAUUUUGCAACUCGAUUCGUCGAUCCUGCUCUUGGAUUUACUCUCGCCAUUUCCUACGGUUAUUGCUACACCAUUGCUAUUGCUUCGGAAGUUUCAGCAGCCGCCAUCGUAGUAUCUUACUGGACAGACAUCACACCCGCUCUCGUGAUUUCUAUAGGACUCGUCGCGAUCUUCCUCAUCAAUAUCGCUAACGUCAAGUUCUACGGUGAAGCAGAGGUCGUCACUGCUUCCAUCAAAAUUCUUUGUUUCUUAGGAUUGAUUAUCGUCUCUAUAGUUAUCACAGCCGGAGGCGCACCCAAUCACGAGUCCGUCGGAUUUAGAUAUUGGAAAGAUCCAGGUCCAUUCGUUCCCUACGAUGGAAUCACCGGGAACAAAGGUAACUUCCUCGCAUUCUUUAGUGCAUUCAUCAACGCCAGUUUCUCCUACAUCGGUGUUGAAACCGUCGUUGUCGCCGCCGCGGAAACCGAAAACCCACACAAAUCGAUCCCCAAGGCCGUCAAGCGUGUCACCUAUCGAAUCCUGUUUUUCUAUGUUCUCGGUACGCUUCUCAUCGGAAUGAUCAUUCCCUCCAACGAUCCAGCUCUCGUAAGUGGUACCGGUAACGCCAAUUCCUCGCCUUUCGUCAUCGCGAUCAAGAACGCCGGAAUCUCCGUACUCCCAUCUAUUGUCAACGCAUGUAUCCUUACCUCCGCCUGGUCCGCCGGAAAUAGUUACUGCUACAUUGGUGCGCGUAUGAUCGUCGCCAUGGCAGUUGAUCGCCAAGCGCCUCAAUGUUUCGCCAAGGUCAACAGAUGGGGUGUACCAUACUGGGCUGUCAUCGUAUCCUUCGCAUUCGGUCCGCUAGCAUAUCUAAGUCUCGGUUCCGGAGGCGCAGCACAGGCAUUUACUUGGCUUCUCAACCUCAGUACGGUUGCGGGUCUUCUUGCCUGGAUGACUCUCUGCAUUUGUUAUAUCCGUUACCAUCACGCAUGCAUUGCUCAAGGAGUUGAUCGUAAUAACCUCCCUUUCAAAGGACGUUGCCAACCACUCGCCGCAUAUGUCGGUGCCAUUGGCUCCGGAAUCAUUGUUAUCUUCUCCGGUUUUGGUGUUUUCAUCAAGGGCAACUGGAGCACGGCGGAUUUCAUAGCUAGUUAUAUCGGUAUCGUCAUCUACAUUGCGCCCUAUAUUUUCUGGAAAAUAUUCAAGAGCACUAAGGUGUCGAGAUCGAAGGACGUGGAUUUGUUUUCCGGAAGAUUCGAUGCCAGUUCUGCGCCGGUAGAACCGAUACCUACGACUGCGUGGGGCAAGUUCUUGGACUGGCUGUUGUAAGGUGAUGAGGAAAGAGAAGAGAAAGGAAGAGUAGGAGGUGGAAACUAUGAUUUUUAAUGACGCAUUUUCAACAACAUGAUACCUAGCGUUUUAACAACACUUAUACCCAGUCAAUUUUACGUUUAUAUAUUUUUUCCCAUAGCCAUAGGGCAUCAGAUU
This is a messenger RNA of Botrytis deweyae, 2134 nucleotides long. RefSeq lists its product as uncharacterized. Gene Ontology annotation, biological process: amino acid transmembrane transport. Gene Ontology annotation, cellular component: membrane. The record is from RefSeq and is a predicted model, not a curated record. Gene Ontology annotation, molecular function: amino acid transmembrane transporter activity. The coding region runs from base 293 to 1975 and encodes 560 amino acids. NCBI's taxonomy places the organism in Eukaryota, Fungi, Ascomycota, Leotiomycetes, Helotiales, Sclerotiniaceae. The transcript has 3 exons.